Messenger RNA from Asparagus officinalis (garden asparagus), 925 nucleotides. RefSeq names its product cytokinin riboside 5'-monophosphate phosphoribohydrolase LOG1-like. The transcript is spliced from 7 exons. Gene Ontology annotation, molecular function: hydrolase activity, hydrolyzing N-glycosyl compounds. The record is from RefSeq and is a predicted model, not a curated record. Lineage: Eukaryota; Viridiplantae; Streptophyta; Magnoliopsida; Asparagales; Asparagaceae. Bases 131 to 787 code for a protein of 218 amino acids. Gene Ontology annotation, cellular component: cytosol; nucleus. Gene Ontology annotation, biological process: cytokinin biosynthetic process.
CUAAAAAGUAGCAAGGAUUUGUGUAAUUGAUAUUUGUCUCUGUUUCUUGAGGAGACAGAGGAAGCUCCAAAGAAACAGAGUAGAGAUAAGAGAGAGAGAGGGAGAGAGAGAGAGAGAGAAAACAGAGGAAAUGGAGAGAGAAAAAGAAAUGGCUGAGUCCAAAUUCAAGAGGAUUUGUGUAUUUUGUGGGAGUAGUCAAGGGAAGAAGAGAAGCUAUCAAGACGCAGCAAUAGAGCUUGCAAUGGAGCUAGUGGCAAAAAACAUAGAUUUGGUGUAUGGUGGAGGCAGUGUUGGACUGAUGGGCUUGGUGUCUCAGGCUGUUUAUGAUGGUGGGAGGCAUGUCAUCGGAGUUAUUCCCAAGACUCUCAUGGAUAGAGAGAUAACUGGUGAAACUGUAGGAGAGGUGAAGGCAGUUGCAGGUAUGCACCAAAGGAAGGCUGAGAUGGCCAGGCAAUCUGAUGCCUUUAUUGCUUUGCCUGGGGGGUAUGGGACUCUUGAAGAAUUGCUUGAAGUCAUCACUUGGGCUCAACUUGGGAUACACAACAAGCCGGUUGGAUUGUUGAAUGUAGAUGGUUACUACAACACAUUGCUAUCCUUCAUUGAUAAAGCAGUUGAAGAAGGUUUCAUUGACCCAAGUGCUCGCCACAUAAUUGUAUCGGCUCCAAAUGCUAAGGAAUUGGUGAAUAAAUUAGAGGAGUAUUUUCCUCGUCAUGAAGGUGUUGCGCCUAAGCUAAACUGGGAGAUUGAGCAGCUAGGGCAUUCUGCAAAGUGUGAAAUUUCUAGGUAGAGAAUGGGAGGUAGAUGGAACGACAUUUUGGCAAAUGCGGAAGGCGCAAAUUCGCAAAAAACAAAUAUUAAAUUUAGGACAUGUUUGGGUUUUUGUAAAGUAUCACAAGUUGCUUCAAUAUAUAUAUUUCUUUCCUUU